Acaulospora morrowiae is the source of this 288-nucleotide messenger RNA. The record is from the annotation of a GenBank genome assembly. Lineage: Eukaryota; Fungi; Glomeromycota; Glomeromycetes; Diversisporales; Acaulosporaceae.
AUGAAAUUAGGGGGGGAGGCGCUACUGAAUGCUAAGUACGACGUUAAUAUCACCCAGAUUGGAACUUGGAAUUUUCUAGAUUCCCGUGGAUCCCUUCACAAUUGGGUGAAGCUCAAUUCAUUAGACGUUUGUGGGUUUGAUUAUUCGCCCUUUCCACCCGAUGGAACGCUUUUCUCUGCGAAGCUGCGGCUAUGCUCUAUGGGCGGCAUUACAGGAAAAAAUCAUGUAAUUUCUUUACAACAGCGUUUUACAGUAGGUUACGGUUGUGAGGCGGGAAAGGCGGAAUAA